AAGAAUGUUUGAUUUUAGCUUUUGGGUUAUAAACAUUAAUUUAGAUUGUUUUUGUUUUCUUAUCUCACCCAUUAUAUUUAUUGAAUUUUUGAUUAUAAAUCUAAUUAAUCAUUGACCUUCAAAGGUCCGUGUAUCAUCGUAUCUCAGUCCAUUCAAAACUUAAUCAUCUGACUGAGAAAGGUAUGAUCACGGUAAACAUUGCUGAUGACAAUGAUCACUCGUCAACAUCAACAUCACCAUCAUCUGUUAUUUCAUCCUCCCAAAUUAACUCUUAUCAAAGUGUUCAAGACACUUUGAGAUUCCGUAAACUUUGCCCAACUGAUUUAGAAACUUUGAAAAGUCUUUGUGAGGUUUGGUUUCCAAUUACAUAUCCUCCAGAAUGGUAUGAAGCUGUGAUCAAUGGUGAAUACUUUUAUCCUUGGGCAGCAACUAUUAAUGGGCAGAUUGUUGGUAUAAUUGUGGCUGAUAUUUGGUCUCUAUCUGAUUGUGAUAGCUGUGAUUAUGAUGUUCUACCACCGUACAAAUUUUCCGAAGACACUAAAGUUGCCUACAUAUUAACCUUUGGAGUGGUUAAAGAAUAUCGUCGAAUGGGAAUUGGAUCUCGAUUGUUGGAUAAAUUAAUCAAUGAGUUGACCGUCAAUGUUAAUCCAUCAGACACUGCCAAUACUGUGAAAGCAGUCUACCUCCAUGUUUUAUGUGAUAAUGUGACCGCCAUAAACUUUUAUAAAAGUAAAUCGUUUCGUAUCCACCGAUAUCUGCCUUGGUAUUAUUGUAAUUAUGCUGGUAGAGGUGAUGCUUACUCCUAUGUAAGGUACAUUAAUGGUGCAAAAAUAUCAUGGAUCUACUCAUUUCAAUUUGCUCGAUGUCCUAUUGUUGGAGUUUGCCAGGUUCUAGGAAAAUUACCCUACUUAUUAUGGCGUGUUUUAAGAAUUUUAAGACUCUACCGAGUUCCCAUUUUCAGGGUCUCCGAGAAAAUGAAUGAAAAACCCAAAGAAAUUACUGCUUGAUUGUUACUUCAUUUUUUUGUCUGCUUAACUCUUCCAAUCACUCUUAUUAUUCUUAUAAUUCAAGGAUAAAUUUCUCAACAUUCCAUUCAUCUUGGAGAACACGAUGAUAUUGGAGCGAAUGAAUUAUCUAUUGUCACAAAUUGACUACUUUCUCAUCUCUUAAAGUAUGCCCAUUCGCCUUAUUUAUCCGAUGAGAAUUAUACACUCUACAGUCCUCCUUAACUUGGUGUUUUUUCAUCAAUUGUAAUUUGUACAUACAUUUACCAGCAAAUUCUCGUCAAAUGUCGCUGUUUUCAUAACCCUAAGCAAUAGAAGAAACAAACAAUGCAAUGCAAUUAAAGUUUGUCUAAAGUCACUCAAACUUUCAUCAAUCAAUCAUCAUUCUUGAUCGAUAAGAACAAGAGUGGCCAAUUUUUUAGAAAUGAUGAAAAAAACUAACCUAUUGGUUAUUAGUGCCUUCAACUUAAUCAUCAGCAAUUUGAGUUUCAGAUGUCAUCUAGAUCUUUCAAAAAAUUUGUAUUGAUGUACAGUCCCUAGGUUCGCCAGGGAUUCAUCCGAAACACAAUAAAGACAAUGGAUCUUUUAAACUGCUCAA
Molecule: messenger RNA, 1602 nt
Organism: Tetranychus urticae (two-spotted spider mite)
Lineage: Eukaryota; Metazoa; Arthropoda; Arachnida; Trombidiformes; Tetranychidae
Gene: Naa60
Product: N-alpha-acetyltransferase 60
Biological process (GO): N-terminal peptidyl-methionine acetylation
Cellular component (GO): Golgi membrane
Molecular function (GO): protein-N-terminal amino-acid acetyltransferase activity; histone acetyltransferase activity
Source: RefSeq, a predicted model, not a curated record